AGAAUCAGUCCAGAGGCGGAUCUUGUCGCACAAGCGGACUGGGAAAACAAAACAAAACUGAAAGACAAGUUUUCCUGUCCCUCGCCCAUUUUUAUUUAUUUGUAUACAAACAAAAUAAGAAAAAUAUGCUUUCUCACUGAGACCACACAAAUGAAUCCGAACAUGCUAGCUGGCGUUGUGAUACAGCUGAUACUACAGACUAGCAUGCUAACAGGGGAAGCGUUAGGUUAAUAAUUGAUUAGAUUGCCUGAUCGUCCGUGUGUGUGUGUGUUUUCAGUAGGUUAGAUAAAGAGUCAACAGUGCAAGUCGCCGAGCACAUGAGGAAACAUGACCUCUCUGAGAUUUUGCGCGAAUAUCUCCUGGUUGUUCACCGAGCUGCCCGAGCUGAGCGAGAGACUGCGUGCAGCUGCGUGUGCAGGGUUCCAGGCUGUGGAGGCGGCUUGGCUGUACAGCUCUGACCCCAGAGAGCUGCAGAAAGUCCGACAAGAAACAGGACUGCAGGUGGCUCUUAUAAACACUCCCCCGGGAAAUGUGAAGAAUGGUGAGCUGGGUUUGGGUGCUGUGCCGGGGAGAGAGCAGGAUUUUCGACAGGGUUUGGCUCAGGCUGUACAAUAUGCUAAAGCACUGGACUGCAACAGGAUCCAUGUGAUGGCAGGCCGGGUACCCACAGGGGCAAAACUGUCUGAGGUUGGUGUGGAAAUGGAAGCUACCUUUGUGCAGAACCUAAAAUAUGCUGCUGAUGUCCUAUCAAAGGAGGACAUUAUGGGAUUGAUUGAGCCCAUCAACACAAGGAUAACGGACCCUCAGUACUUUCUGGACUCUCCGCAUCAGGCGGCUGCUAUCCUUCAGAAAGUUGACCAUCCAAAUAUCAAACUGCAGAUGGACAUUUUCCACUGGCAGAUAAUGGACGGGAACCUGACGCAGAACAUCCGGAGAUACUUCCCCUUAAUAGGUCACAUCCAGAUUGCGCAAGUCCCUAAUCGCCAUGAGCCUGAUAGUCCUGGGGAGAUCAACUUCCCUUACAUCUUUAGGCUACUGGAGGAACUGGGCUAUCAGGGAUACGUGGGUUGUGAAUAUAAACCUCUAGGUUCCACAGAAGAAGGACUGGACUGGGUGAAGAAAUACUGGGAUAGUAAACAUUGACAAGUCACAUGUUUAAAAUUCUCAUUCUGGACAGAUCUGUAAUACCCAUUAAUGAAAUCCAACAAAGCAGCUCAUUUCCAAACAAUGCAUCAUGUGGAAUAUGCAAAAUGUGGCACAUUGCCUGCAUUUAUUUAGAUGAAUAAAUAAAAUGAUUUGUGCUUUAGGAUUCAGCCACAAUGCUGUAACGAUGGUGAAACCCGAGCUGUAGGCAAAACUUGUCGAUGAUUGUGAUUUGAUGUUUUUGAAUAAAGUCAUUGUCACUGUGUAA
Molecule: messenger RNA, 1411 nt
Organism: Silurus meridionalis
Lineage: Eukaryota; Metazoa; Chordata; Actinopteri; Siluriformes; Siluridae
Gene: hyi
Product: hydroxypyruvate isomerase
Exons: 8
Coding region: 328-1143 (271 amino acids)
Biological process (GO): glyoxylate metabolic process
Molecular function (GO): hydroxypyruvate isomerase activity
Source: RefSeq, a predicted model, not a curated record